AGCCGCCCUCCGCCGCCCUGGCACCCCCCGCGCGGACUCGCUGUGGAAUCCGCGGCGGAGGGGGCGAAGGGUCUGCGCGGCGCUGCGUCCGGGAGACAGUGGGCGCCAACAUUCGCGCGUUGCGCACACGCGGGCGGGCUCCCUUCCAGCCGCAGCCGGACGACCCCGGGGCCGUCGGGCCGGGCCGGAGUGUGGAGCAGGGCGGCCGCGGGCCUGCUGGCCUUGGGAGGGCAGAGAGGUGCCUGUUGCGGCCGGCGAUCUCCCUGCCAGGCCGGGCGGUCCCCGCGCACAACGCGCCUGCGCGGGAGGCCCCCAGCCCGGGGUCUGGCGUGGAGGCCGCAGGCGGCCGGCCUAGCGGGUGGGAGGAAGGGCCGGGAGUGGGCGCGGUGGGCGAGAGCGGGUGCGGACGCUGACGACAUCUCCGUCGCACCCGGGCCUCGAGGAGGACUUCGGGCCGCGCAGAGCUCGAAGACUUGCACAGUCUUAGCUAAAGAAGAUACUGAGGCAGCUGUUCAAUCAAUAUUAUACAGAGAAAAUUAUGUAAUUAAGGAACUAAAUAAGUAUUUACAACAUCAUGCCUUCUUAAAUGCAAGAAGAAAGGAGAUGUUAUAUAAAAGAUGGGUUGACCAUGUGGCAGAUCCUCUUCAGAAGAAAAUUAUAGAAAAAGUUUGCUCACAUAAGAAGAUUAAAAAGAGGAGGCAAGAGGAAUUAGAUGGCUUUUUAAAACAUGUAAAUAAAAAGGGAAAUGCAUUUAUAGAACAUUAUGAUCCAAAAGAGUAUGAUCCCUUUUAUAUGAGCAAGAAGGACCCCAAUUUUCUGAAGGUUACCAUCCCACCAUUUCGUGACCCUUUGAAAAAAGCACAAUAUGACAAAGAUAAUGAAAAAAGAACUCUUCUUCAGUGUGAGACUGGCAAAAUAUAUUCAAUAAAAGAAUUCAAAGAAGUUGAGAAGGCUCAGCUGCAUUCCAGAUUCCCACAAAUUUCUAAUUCAAGGCACUUUAUGACUCCAAAUGAGUGGCUGAAACUGCCUACAAGAUACAUAGAAAGUGAAUUUUGUAAAAGGAGAAGGUUAAAAGUGAAAGUGAAUUUUAAUGACUGUAGUUUUGAUUUGAAACCCUUGGCAAGAGCUCCUUAUCUUUUGGAAUCCCAGGAAGAAGAAAAAACAGUUAUUUACAAAAACAAAGGGUCAUCCUUUCUAGAAAGAGAACCGCUGUGUUAUCGAGACGGAAAGAAUCCAAGUGCCAAAGAGGCCAUCUCUGAAGGGUAUUUUUCUUCCUUGAGCCUCAGCCAGGAAGGAGGCGAACGGGAGGAAGACCAGAAUGGGUCUCCCUCCCCCCAUUUGGGGCUGCUGAAGCUGGAGCUACAAGAAAGAAGAGGGAGGUUUCAGCAACCAAGGAGCACGCACUCUGAUCCUUGAUUGGUGAAAGGAUACGCAAAAUCAGGCUGCUUCAGAGGAAGUCAUCUGCUCGCAGGAAUCAGGGUGAAGGCCAAGGAAGGCACUCAAGAAUUGUCCUGUCUCUAAAAAAAAAGCAUCUGCAACAAACUUCCUUUAAUUUUUGAGUUCAGUGUCUGUGAUAAUUAAGAAAUGGCAAUACCAUGUAUUUUCCCCGGAAGUUAAGAAAUAUUGCUGAAUGAACCAAUAAAAAUAAUUACAGCUCCCU
Messenger RNA from Rhinopithecus roxellana (golden snub-nosed monkey), 1660 nucleotides. RefSeq names its product family with sequence similarity 228 member B (gene FAM228B). NCBI's taxonomy places the organism in Eukaryota, Metazoa, Chordata, Mammalia, Primates, Cercopithecidae. The record is from RefSeq and is a predicted model, not a curated record.